AUGGAGCCUCUCCGCGUGACGUAUCGGACGACACUAGACGGAGAGCUGCGCGCGUUCAUGACAACGCAGCUGAUCAAGUACUUGCUUUUCAUACGUGGCCAGAUCCCAUGCCUUUAUGACGAACUGCAGCGGUUCAUUGAGAAUUAUCAGCUGCAACAGCAUACACAGGUGGAAAUACCGAGGCGGAGAAGGUUGCCCAUGAGUAGAGGCAUCAAGAAAGCGGUCAAGUGUGUGGAGGCGACCGAGCUGCUCUUUGGCGUGCAAUUGGACGCAAUCUUCCCUCUGAACGUAAAGCGAGUGGCGUUGGUGUUUGGAGCGUCGAUGAUGAGUCCUCGGGAGGCUGUCGUUGUGGACUUCGACGAUACGGAAUACGAUACGGAGGAGGCUAUUGCUGCUUUGCCGCUAACAGAUCAGGAAGAUAUGUCGCUUGAGGACUCGCAAACACUGACGCCAACGUCGCCACCGAUGACGAGAGAGAAGUUGAUGCGUUUGUGUGCACAGAAACUCAUGCGCGCACUGUUCUCUCACGCAGUGGACCAUUUCUCCAGUGUGUUGUCGGCAACAAAGCUGCAUGUUGCGGUGCUAGCAGAGCGACAGUCUACACGUAUCCCCGGAUUCGUUCCCAAGCAGCACUUCAAGCUUCGACUUCCAAAGGAUAAACGUGGUGCACGGACACACUAUAUCGUGAUAUCCGAUGAUUCUGACGAUAAGCCAGAGCAAAAGGGCUUGCAAAUGCCAGACUCACCACAAGUCUCUAGUGACAGCACAAGCAACAUAAAAGAACGUCCAUUCCAGCCAUCAUCUACAACAUCAACUAGCGAUCCAGACUUGAUGUGGUAUGUGCUGGAAAAGCCCAUUCCCGGUUUUUCGGAGGUUAUCAACACGAUGGAGUGA
This is a messenger RNA of Phytophthora nicotianae INRA-310, 894 nucleotides long. RefSeq lists its product as hypothetical. Gene Ontology annotation, cellular component: nucleus. The record is from RefSeq and is a predicted model, not a curated record. Lineage: Eukaryota; Oomycota; Peronosporomycetes; Peronosporales; Peronosporaceae. The coding region runs from base 1 to 894 and encodes 297 amino acids. The transcript has 5 exons. Gene Ontology annotation, biological process: regulation of exit from mitosis.